GGCUCAUCGGUUAGUUAGUUAUAAAGACUAACCAUUUAGGAUUAGUUAUUAAAACCAGACCAAACCAGAUUCACCGGCCUGUUCGGAAAACCGGAGGCCGGUUUUCACAUGAAUGAGAUUAUUGUAACUCAUUAUUCGUCAAAUCACAUAAAAUAAACCCGGUUCGGUUACGGAUAAACCGGAGUGGAUCGAACGCAGCCCACGGUUCUGCAGUCUAUCCUUUAAUCGAAGCGUGGGCUUCGGGUGCGCGCAGGCAAGACGGCCUUCUCGUGCUUUGAUGCGAAGCCAAAUCCCACGCACCGAAAUCGUCCUCUCCCUCCGCCGUGGCUUUCGCACCCAAACCCACACCGCCGCCAAAAUACUCCAUGCUCACCUGUUGCGGACCCACCGCCUCCCCCACUCCGACGUCCACCCCAAACUCCUCCUCCUCCUCCGUGACCCCCGCGACGUCUCUCGGUGGAAUUCCCUCAUCGCCACCCUCGCCCGCCACGGCUCCCACUCCCUGGUGCUGCGUAACUUCGCCCUCGUGAACAGGCUCGGCCUCCCUUCCGAUUCCUACUCCUUUUGCACCGUUCUCACCGUCGCCUCCUCUCUGAAAGCCGCAGGCCUCGGCCGGCAGAUCCAUGCAUGCGCUUUGAGGUCGGGCUGGAUCUGUAGCAUCUUCGUCUGCGGUGCCCUGAUCGACUGCUACGCCAGAUCACUUGCCGUCGAAGAUGCCUCCCAGUUGUUCGAUGAAAUGGCUGUUAGGAACACGGUUUGUGUCAACUCUCUGCUUGGUGGAUAUGUAGAAAGCCGGCUUUGGACGGAGGGCUUGCAUCUCUUCCGAAGAAUGCGUGAACUCAAAUUGGAGCCCGACGGGUUCACGCUUUCUGCGAUUCUGAGGAUUUGCGCUGAGGCACCAGCCAUUUCGUUGGGCUUGCAAGUGCAUGCUCAUCUUUUACGCAGGAUCAGCAUCAUCAAUGAGGAUGUAUUCACAUUGAGUUCUUUGCUGGAGAUGUAUGGAAAAUGUGGCCUCGUGGAUAAUGCUCGCUUGGUGUUUGAAUUGGCUGGGCAGGCAAAGAGGAGGGAUGUUGUGUUAUGGACAUCCAUGCUCAAUGCAUAUGGCCGGAAUGGGCAGUUUGCUGAGGUGGUAUUAACAUAUGAAAUCAUGCUGACAGAAGGGAUAAAACCAGAUGAGAUUGCUCUGCUGGCUGUUAUCUCAGCUUGUAAUCACUCAGGUGAUGUGAUCAAGGGGCUCCAUUACUUUGAAUCAAUGUAUAGGGUUCACAAUCUGGUUCCCGGACCAGAGCAUUAUGGCUGUGUGGUCGACAUGCUUUGCAGAGUAGGGAAUUUGAAGAUGGCAUGGAAGUUUACCAAUGAGAUUAUACUUGAAACAGAGGGUGAUGGUGAUAGUAAUAUGGGUGUUAGUGUUUGGGGUGCUUUGCUUAGUGCUUGUCGGGAUUCCGGUAAUGUUGAGAUAGGGAACUUUGCUGCUAAAAGGGCUCUCGAGUUGGAUCCAAACAAUUCAGGGGUUUAUGUCGAAUGGUCUAACUUGUGUGCUCGUGUUGGUUUGUGGAAUGAGAUUGGUGAACUUAGACAGUUAAUGAAGGUGAAGGGAUUGAGGAAAGAUACAGGAUGCAGUAGGUUGGAGUUCUUGAACAGAUGAGCUGAUGAAACAAAGUUCAAACUUGUUUCUGGUACAUGUUAAAAUCGAAAAAAUAGUAAAUAACAGGAUGAGUUGCAUGAACCAAUCAACUCAGCGGCAACAUUGAGAACAUUAGUAUCUUUAAGUUGAUUAUAUGGAAGUGAGGUCCUUCUGAUAGUUGGAUGUUUACUACCAAAAGAAAAGAUGCAGAUAUGGAAGUGAAAUCCAGUAAUUUUUCUCUGUUUGUUCUUCUGCAUGGGGUUAGUUUCCCCUUAGGAAAAAAUACAAGGUUAUUCUGGUGUCCAACAUAAGAAGCUCUUUGAAUUGGACAGAGCAUCUAUGGUUUUGCAAGGAAAGAAAAGUUCCAAGGAAAGACAAAUGCUAUUUGUCUAUUUAUAGAGAGAGCUAUUCUUGAGCAAAGAUUUGGAUGAUUACUCUUCAAUGCUGUGGAAUCUCUGUUAAGAGCAAUAACAAAUUGGGGAAGCCAAUUCUUCAUUUGGUCAGACAUUGUGAGUACAGUUGUGCCUUUUCUUGUCUGUGGAAGGAUCAAUUUGAUUUCAUAUAUUGCAUAAAUCUAGCAAAAAUAGUGUGUACAUAUUAGUUUUGGAGUAUCAUGAUCAGCAAGGAUAAUAUCAAUUUUAUGUGACUAGGAAAAAGUUUGAUAAAAAAAAAUUAAGCAUGUUAAGCAAGUAGGCAUUCAAAAUUGAACAAAAUGAAGAAAACCAUAGUAUAUGGCUCUGGUAUAAUUCAUCAUCCAAUAAGCAGUUUGAUGUAUAUAUAAUAUCUCUCGGGUUUUCGUAAGUCUUUGUUGAGAUAUCCGAGUUGAUCAGUGUAUUAUUAUAAAAAUGAUAGAUCUCAUAUUCAAAUUUAUAUGUGAGCGUCAGUAUUUUA
Musa acuminata AAA Group (dessert banana) is the source of this 2515-nucleotide messenger RNA. Its product is annotated as putative pentatricopeptide repeat-containing protein At3g23330. Gene Ontology annotation, cellular component: intracellular membrane-bounded organelle. Gene Ontology annotation, molecular function: protein binding; RNA binding. The transcript is spliced from 2 exons. Bases 278 to 1645 code for a protein of 455 amino acids. Lineage: Eukaryota; Viridiplantae; Streptophyta; Magnoliopsida; Zingiberales; Musaceae. The record is from RefSeq and is a predicted model, not a curated record. Gene Ontology annotation, biological process: RNA modification.